This is a messenger RNA of Cooperia oncophora, 600 nucleotides long. Lineage: Eukaryota; Metazoa; Nematoda; Chromadorea; Rhabditida; Trichostrongylidae. The record is from the annotation of a GenBank genome assembly.
AUGUCCGGCUCAGCUAUUCGACCAAUUGCGCUCAAAGCCGUAUCCGCAAUAGCCAAUGACAUGGAAGGAUUCCCCAUCAUGGCUACUGGUGGAAUAGAAAGUGCUGAAACUGGCUUGGCAUUCCUAUCUGCCGGCGCUUCCGUACUCCAGGUCUGUUCCGCUGUUCAAAAUCAAGACUUCACCGUAGUAGACGACUAUUGUACUGGAUUGCGUGCUCUCCUCUAUUUGAAAGGUGCGAAAUCACUCAAGGAUUGGGAUGGACAGAGUCCUCCGACUGAGAAGUACCAAAAGGGGAAACCAGUCACUGUGAAAAAUACGGAUAUGUGUAUCAAUUGUGGUAAAUGCUACAUGACAUGUAACGAUUCGGGCUAUCAAGCCAUUUCGUUCAACAAGGAAACUCACAUACCAAAAGUUAAUGAAGAUGAUUGCACUGGUUGUACUCUGUGCUACAGUGUCUGCCCCAUACCUGAAUGUAUUCAAAUGGUACCAAGAAAAGGCCCGUGGAAAGCCCCAUAUCGUGGAGUGAAGCCGGGUUUCGAGCCAGGAACUCCUCGAGUUGUGAAAGUCAAUGCUAGAGGAAAAGUGAUUUUAGACGAGUAA